UCCGAUACGACGGUUCUUCGCCGGAAAAUAUGGAUGUUUUACAACUCCAAGGGCUAUUACACCCUAUGCCCAUCCUAUUUUACGUUGCACUCCCUCUCUUAACUUUCUUCCUUCUUUCCAGUUUUCGCCGGAAACCUCUUCCGCCGGGUCCAAGGGGGUGGCCGCUGAUCGGGAACAUGUUGAUGAUGGAUCAACUAACCCAUCGUGGUCUUGCUAGUUUGGCUGACAAAUACGGCGGUCUGCUUCAUCUCAAGAUGGGCUUCAGCCAUACAGUCGCUGUCUCGUCACCGGAAAUGGCGAGACAAGUACUCCAGGUGCAAGAUAACGUCUUUGCCAACCGUCCGGCCACCAUCGCCAUCACUUACCUCACCUACGACCGGGAAGACAUGGCGUUCGCCAACUACGGUCCCUUCUGGCGCCAGAUGCGUAAGCUUUGUGUCAUGAAGCUAUUCAGCCGGAAACGAGCGGAAUCAUGGGAUUCCGUUCGGGAUGAAGUUGUCUCCAUGAUCAAAAUCACGGCGGCUAGUUCCGGCUCCGCCGUUAACCUUGGUGAGCUCGUGUUCGGGCUGACCCAUGACAUCAUCUACCGAGCCGCUUUCGGGUCGAUUUCCCAUGAAGGAAAAGAAGAGUUCAUCAGAAUUCUUCAAGAAUACACCAAGCUUUUUGGUGCUUUCAACUUGGCCGAUUUCAUUCCAUGGCUAGGGUUUAUCGACCCCGCCGGACUGAACACCCGAUUACCAAAGGCCCGGGGUGAGUUAGACGGGUUCAUCGAUAAAAUUAUCGACGAGCACCUCCGGAAAGAGAAGAAAACCGGCGACGACGCCGACAACGAUAUGGUGGACGAGAUGUUGGCGUUUUACAGUGAAGAAGGAAAGGUGAACGAAGGCGAGGAUUUGCAGAACGCGAUUAGGCUCACGCGAAACAAUAUCAAAGCCAUUAUUAUGGAUGUGAUGUUUGGUGGGACUGAAACCGUGGCUUCGGCGAUCGAAUGGGCUUUGACGGAGCUCAUGCAUACACCAGAAGCACUCAAACGUGCACAACAGGAGCUCGCCGAUGUCGUUGGCCUUGACCGCCGUGUCGAAGAGUCUGAUUUCGAGAAACUGACCUACUUCAAAUGCAUCAUCAAAGAAACCCUCCGCCUCCACCCUCCCAUCCCGGUCCUCCUCCACCAGUCAUCGGAGGCCACAGAAGUCGCCGGCUACCACAUCCCAAAGGGAACACGAGUCAUGGUUAACGCAUACGCCAUCAACCGUGACAAGAACGCUUGGAAAGACCCCAACACAUUCAACCCAUCUCGAUUCUUGGAAAAUGGAGCUCCGGAUUUCAAAGGAAGCAACUACGAGUUUCUUCCGUUUGGGUCUGGCCGGAGAUCUUGCCCUGGGAUGCAGCUUGGGUUGUAUGCGAUGGAGAUGGCGGUGGCCCACCUCCUCCAUUCGUUCACAUGGCAGUUGCCGGACGGGAUGAAGCCGAGCGAGAUCGAUAUGACUGACGUGUUCGGACUCACGGCACCAAAGGCGACUCGGCUGGUGGCAGUGCCAACUCCUCGACUGUUAUGCCCACUGUAUUAAUCGACGAAGGGUCGGAUCUUGACUUCCGAGACACUGAAAAAUUGUUGAU
Cynara cardunculus var. scolymus (artichoke) is the source of this 1617-nucleotide messenger RNA. RefSeq names its product cytochrome P450 84A1-like. Gene Ontology annotation, biological process: lignin biosynthetic process. Lineage: Eukaryota; Viridiplantae; Streptophyta; Magnoliopsida; Asterales; Asteraceae. The record is from RefSeq and is a predicted model, not a curated record. The transcript is spliced from 2 exons. Gene Ontology annotation, molecular function: oxidoreductase activity, acting on paired donors, with incorporation or reduction of molecular oxygen; iron ion binding; heme binding. Bases 30 to 1568 code for a protein of 512 amino acids.